This is a messenger RNA of Caenorhabditis elegans, 2441 nucleotides long. RefSeq names its product TALPid3 (TALPID3) functional homolog (gene talp-3). The record is from RefSeq and is marked reviewed. The transcript has 8 exons. Bases 11 to 2398 code for a protein of 795 amino acids. NCBI's taxonomy places the organism in Eukaryota, Metazoa, Nematoda, Chromadorea, Rhabditida, Rhabditidae.
UUUCAGAAAAAUGAGUGACGAGAUCCUUUCCAAGUGGCUAAAUCCUCAUUUUCUCCGAACUUUGCUAUUGGACCCGGAGAAAAAUAAGACGACUUGUAUUCAAAUUGCACGAUUUGUUGCUGCUUAUUAUUUGGAUUAUUUACUCUUUUUACCGGAUGACGAAGGAAUUUUACCAUCGCUUUAUCUGUGGGGAAAUAUUAAAAAUGAAGAUCUCAAGCCAAGUGACAUAUUAUUAGAUCGUAUAAAAGUGAGUUCAAUGUUACCAGUUGAAUACUCACCGGCUCUUCCGGCUCUUUUAAUGGUCAAAUGUGACAGUUUAAUUGAGGCAAUUAGUUAUGUUGAUCAUUUUGAUGAUAGAAGGACAAGUAUUAUUUUAAGACUUUUGGCCGAUUCUAUGCAUGAAAAGGAUCUAACAAUCGAUUUCAUCAAAACUAUGAUAGUCGAGAAUCUUCCAUUACAAAUGGCAGAAUCUCUGAAAUCCCCAAAAACUCCAUCGAAAUUUGCUCCAAUCUUCACUGAAUCAAUUCUCCAAUUAGAUGUAUCAAUGCAAAAUGACUUACUUUUCUUCUUGGAACAACAUUUAAUAUCAUCUGCUGAAUUUAUAUUCUCUGAAUUACCACUGGAAUCCGAUGAAGUACUUCCAAAUCCGAUCUAUGAAGAACCGGGAGAUCAAUCUGAAACUGAAGAAGUAAAAGCAUUCAGGGAAAUAUUUGGAUACAUUCAGAUUUUAUUGGAGAGUUUUGCAAGGUCAAAUCGAAUCGUGGAUCAAUUGAAUUUCACAGUUAAAUUGGUUUCUGGAGAAGGGUUAACUGCUUCCCGUCUCUCUAUCAACUAUUCCCUUCAUCGUGUGCUUCUUCUCAUGCUCCGUAUCACAUAUCGUCAUUUAUUUUCAAUUGCUCUACGGGAAAAUCACAAUAAUUUGGGAAAAAUCGCAGAAAGGUACAAGAAGCUGCUGGGAGAGGACGACGGAGAACAUGUUCUGUUGAAAAAUUGGUUUAGUGAUGCAGAUGAGGAGGAAAUGGAAAGAGCACAGAGUUUUAUUGAUUGGAUUCAGAAUAAUUAUCAACAGACAUCAUCACUCCCACCAUUAACGUCAAAAACUCGAGAGCUGUGGCUGAGAAGGAUUGUAUUAAAUAGUACAACAAAUCACAGAGACAUCAGACAAGAAAGAACUAUGGAUUGGUUUCGUUCGGUCUGUCACCCAAAGCAUAGGGUCUGUGACGUAGUAAUGUCUCAAAUGUUGUUCAUAAAUUCUCAAUGGACAUCACCUGGAUUCAGUUUCAUUCAACCGGGAUGUCUGGCUCUUCGUCUUUCAAUUCAUCCACAUGAUUUAUGUUUGGGUACAACUACUGCAAUAGUCAACUUUUCUGCAUCAGCCAGAGAUAUAUUAUACAGUCCACAAGAUGAAUUGAGCAAGUUUACAGAGCAAGAAGAUAAACUUUUUACUCCAAGAAAUCAUCCGGAUAGUCCAGAUUUAAUUUCGAAAUAUGCAAAAAAACAUAAUGAAAUGAGCAAGUCAAUGGCUCAAACCGCCCGUUAUUUUACUCCAUUUGAAGAGCAGCUGAGGGUUUUUACACGACAACAAGACGAAUUACAAAGGGAAUUGUAUCAGGAAAAAGAAUUUUUGAAAAAGGCUGGACAUUAUCAUGUUCCUGAUUUAUUGGAUGAUUUUGAUAUUAUAAAAGGAAAAGAAGAUGAUUCCAAGCAACAAGUUGAUGAAGCCCUUGCGAAACAAUUAAAUUUGUUAAAUGAAAGAUUGGAUCGAGUUGUGAAAAGUCUUGAAGAUCGACAGAAAUCUAUGUAUAUUCGAGAGGAAGAUGAAGAAUCUGAAAUUUCUGAAAUUCCAUUACAAUAUGAUGAAGCUCCUGUGACAGAUGAGAGACCAAUUAUUGAGAAACUAAAUUUUUCAAUGCUUUCGAAUAGGACACCGGUGCCUGCAGAUGAAUACCAAACCUCCUUGGAUCUGAAAACUCCCACUCCAAUAUCUGAAAAUUCUGGAAAAUCCUUGUCCACCGCCCAAUCCUUUGAAAAUCCACUUUUUGCUGAAAAGAAUCCCAAAAUUCCCAUCGAAUGGAUGAAACUUCUUCCGUUGGAAGCAGGAAGUGCCCGUUACGCUGAUAAUUUGUUAACUUAUAAUAAAUCAAAAGAAGAUAGAAAUGUUGAUAUUUCCACUCCAAAACAAGAACACUUCUACAAGACUCCAUCGUAUCUCAGUUUUAACGGACACAAAUCUGUGACAGAGAGGGGAGUUGGUACACAGAAUAGUGCACGGAUUGGAGAGACGCAGACAGCGAAAAAUGAUGACGUGGCAAACAGGAAAACUGUCGAUUUGAAAGCAGUGAGAAGAAUGAGUCAAGAGGAUAUGAAAGAUAUUUUGGAUAGGGUUGUUAAGUAUUGAUUUUUUGAAUUUAUUUCAUUUAAAUGAACUCUGGUUAUUGCAA